Messenger RNA from Thunnus maccoyii (southern bluefin tuna), 2647 nucleotides. RefSeq names its product solute carrier family 2 member 15b (gene slc2a15b). Gene Ontology annotation, biological process: monosaccharide transmembrane transport. The coding region runs from base 181 to 1722 and encodes 513 amino acids. Lineage: Eukaryota; Metazoa; Chordata; Actinopteri; Scombriformes; Scombridae. The record is from RefSeq and is a predicted model, not a curated record. Gene Ontology annotation, cellular component: membrane. The transcript is spliced from 12 exons. Gene Ontology annotation, molecular function: hexose transmembrane transporter activity.
GUUUGACAAGCUUGUUAAUUCCGCCCAUCAGCGCCGCGCGCCUCCUCCCCGCCGCGCGAGCAUGGCUGGAAACUACAAACGGGGGAUGAGAGGCGAAGAGUUUUGAAAAGUUGUGCAUAUGAGCUGUUUCUCAUCUCAAACGAGCUGAUCACACAUUGGGAGUAAUUAUUCAUGACUUAAAUGGCGGAGGAACUGUUACUGGAAAACGAUGGCAAAAUCAGCACGCAUCUUACCAAGUCACUGCUGGCGGUGGCGAUCUUGGCGUCGUUUGGCAGCUCCAUGCUCUAUGGCUUCAAUUUGGCUGUUGUCAACUCUCCUGCACAGUACAUCAAAGACUUCUACAAUGAGACGAUGAUAGAAACUUACGACUGGGCUCCGGAUGAGGAACUCCUCACCGUCCUGUAUUCCCUCACUGUGUCCAUCUUUGCUAUUGGUGGGAUGACUGGCGCCCUGCUAGUAGGCAGACUUGUAACCAAAUAUGGAAGGAAAGGGACGCUGGUGAGAUCCACUGUGCUGGUGUUUAUAGGAGGAGCUCUUAUGGGCUUCAGCAGAGCAUGCAGGUUGCCAGCGAUGGUCAUCAUUGGACGCUUCAUCACAGGAGUUCACUCAGGUAUCUCUCUCAGCGUUGUGCCGAUGUACCUCGGUGAGAUCGCCCCCAAGAACCUGCGAGGCUUCCUGGGCCUCGUUCCCAGCAUCCACAUUUGUCUCGGGGUCUUCAUCGCUCAGAUCUUGGGGCUCCAUGAAACGCUGGGAAAGGAAGAGCACUGGCCUUUGCUCCUGUCCCUUGUGGUGUUUCCUACCAUGGUACAGCUGAUGCUGUUGCCAUGGUUUCCAGAGAGUCCGCGGUACCUGUUGAUAGAGAAGGGAAACGUUCACGCCACUAUUGCAGCCCUGAAGUGGUACCGCACUAAAGGAAACAUCCAGGCGGAGGUUGAGGAGAUGCAGGAGGAGCAGCGUUCACUGUCCUCCAUCCAGACUAUCUCUGUCCGUGGCCUGCUCAUGGACCGCUGUGUUCGCUGGCAGGUCAUCACCAUUGUGGUGGUCAACAUUGGCAUGCAGCUGUCUGGCAUUGAUGCGAUCUGGUUUUACACAAAUGACAUAUUUAAGAACGCAGGAAUCCCAGAACCUCAUAUUCAGUACACAACAGUGGGAACUGGUGCCAUUGAGGUCAUCUCUGGGAUGCUGGGGUGUUUUACUAUCGAGCGUCUGGGCAGGAGAUCUCUGAUGAUUGGUGGCUUCCUCUUCAUGGGAUUCUGCUGUGCUGGGAUCACUGUGUCCGUCCUCUACCAGGCGGAGCUGCCCUUCAUGCGCUACAUCAGUGUGGGCUGCGUUGUCGGGAUCAUUGCUGGCUUCUGCAUAGGUCCAGCUGGUGUUCCUUUCCUGAUCACUGCGGAGUUAUUUAAACAGUCGCACCGACCGGCUGCCUACACUGUGGCCGGUUGCCUCAACUGGUUGUCCAACUUUACCAUCGGCUUUGUCUUCCCCUUCCUAGAGAUGACUAUGGGUCCUUACUGUUACCUGAUCUUCUGUGCGAUCUGCUUUGGAGUGGCCAUCUACACCAUCAUCAUCAUCCCUGAGACCAGGAACAAAACCUUUGUGGAGAUCAGUCAGAUGUUCGCCGCCAAGAACAACAUCCUCGAAGAAGAGUUGACUUCCAAUGGUCAUGUGAAAAUGUCUGUGAUGAACGGCUAUGGAACUGUUGGCCUCCAUGGUGAAAAAUAAGAAGGAGAGAGGUGGUGGACCUACACAUCAGUGGUGGUUUCUUCUCUCAGUGUGUCCUCUUGGUUUGUGAUGACUGAAGUAAACGUAGCAGGGGAAAAAGGUAGAACUUUGGCCACAAGGAGAACUGCUGCUUCAUGUGAAAACUACAGAAGACCAGCGCAUACACGCGCACGCAAACUCACACAAAAUGAAAUAUGGGCUUGUCGGUUCAGUUGUUACCUUUUUACAAACACACGAACAUGAAUUUCAGUUUUAACAGUGGAUCCUCCGGUCAAAGUGUAGCUUCUGCACAGUGUCUGAGAUAGAAGUCAUGCGUUUCAAAUCAACCAUCAGUGACAUUUUAAUCCGUUUCUCUGCAUCUUACAGCAUUUUUAGGGGAGCUGAGUUGGUUUCUCACAGUGCUCUCAGAAGUUUUAAUCUCAUUAGCCUCACUUUUUUUUUUUGUUGAACACAUCCCAUGUUGAAUAAAUCUCAUUCAAUACAAAAUGAAGGUAGGGUAUUUAUUUAGUGACACAGCAAUAAGACCUCUACUGAAGGAAGGUAUAAAGGCCAUCUCUCUGAUAUAUCCCUCUAUGUUUAAAGGUCACGAGACAUCGUGAAUAAUAUAAUAUUCACUGUUACUGUAUGUUUACACUGUUCAGCUCAAGGUGAAUGUCUCAACCAAGAACUUGAGCUUUUGUUUGUUCUGUCUGUUCAUCUUUUCGCUCAGUUUGUGAUUUUGUGUCUCUUUUUACAUAAGAGAGCUGAAUAUUGUGGCUACUGUAGUAGUCAUUUCAUGUCUUGUCCAAAUGUAUGCACAUAUGUAAAGAGUUAUAAUUUAUCAAUAUAUAACAUCAAAGUAGCUGUACAAGUUUGUUCAGUCAUUUUUUUAACUGCUGUAUGUUUUACAAGACUUGUUUGUAUAAUAUAUUGAGUAGUUAGUGAC